AGAAGGACCAAGACGGACAAGCUGCGGGUGACAGUAGAAGCUUCAAGCGAAGCAAAGAAAAAGGGAGCUCACCAGCUGGAUGCGGACCUCAGAACCCGGCCAGAGGACCAGAACUUUUGCAAGCAACACUGCACUGCGAGCAGCCCUUCUUAUCCCUUGAGCACCCACCCAGCACCCAGCUUUGCCUUUCCCGCCGCACGUAUGUUAGUGGGAGUUGCUAGCAGCAGCAGGUGCAGAAAGGCGGGCUGUCUUGCCUUCUGGAACUGUGUGGCGUGCAGCUGCUUUAACGCAAACAAGAGCCUAGCUUGAAAGUGGAGGAAUGUAGAGCGACCAGGCAAAGAGCCUACACAGGAGAAGCAUUGCUCUUGUGAGCAAGUCUCCUGCUAACCAGGACUGAGUUCUGCCCAGGAAACUUCCCACUUCCUGUGUGGCAGAACCUCAAGCCUCAGGCAUCUGCAACAAGGUCCUGCGGCAAGGAGGUGUGUGUGUGUGUGUGUGUGUGUGUGUGUGUGUGUGUGUGUGUGUGUGUACCUCUGUGUGUGUUUGUGAUUGCCCCAAAAUGGAUAACGUCCUUCCUAUGGACUCUGAUCUCUUCCCCAACAUCUCCACCAACACCUCUGAGUCUAACCAGUUCGUGCAGCCUACCUGGCAAAUCGUUCUUUGGGCGGCUGCCUACACGGUCAUCGUGGUGACUUCCGUGGUGGGCAACGUAGUGGUGAUAUGGAUCAUUUUGGCCCACAAGAGAAUGAGGACAGUGACCAAUUAUUUCCUGGUGAACCUGGCCUUCGCUGAGGCCUGCAUGGCUGCAUUCAAUACGGUGGUGAACUUCACCUACGCAGUCCACAAUGUGUGGUACUACGGCCUCUUCUAUUGCAAGUUUCACAACUUCUUCCCCAUCGCUGCUCUCUUCGCCAGUAUCUACUCCAUGACAGCCGUGGCCUUCGACAGAUACAUGGCCAUCAUCCACCCUCUCCAGCCCCGGCUCUCAGCCACGGCUACCAAAGUGGUCAUCUUUGUCAUCUGGGUCCUGGCUCUCCUGCUGGCCUUUCCACAAGGCUACUACUCCACCACAGAGACCAUGCCCAGCAGAGUCGUGUGCAUGAUCGAGUGGCCGGAGCAUCCCAACAGGACUUAUGAGAAAGCGUACCACAUCUGCGUGACUGUACUGAUCUACUUCCUGCCUCUACUGGUGAUCGGCUACGCGUACACUGUGGUGGGGAUUACACUGUGGGCCAGUGAGAUCCCCGGCGACUCCUCUGACCGCUACCAUGAGCAAGUCUCUGCCAAACGCAAGGUGGUCAAAAUGAUGAUCGUGGUUGUGUGUACCUUCGCCAUCUGCUGGCUGCCCUUCCACGUCUUCUUCCUCCUGCCCUACAUCAACCCAGAUCUCUACCUGAAGAAGUUCAUCCAGCAGGUCUACCUGGCCAGCAUGUGGCUGGCCAUGAGUUCUACCAUGUACAACCCCAUCAUCUACUGUUGCCUCAACGACAGGUUCCGUCUGGGCUUCAAGCACGCCUUCCGCUGCUGCCCCUUCAUCAGUGCAGGUGAUUAUGAGGGGCUGGAAAUGAAAUCCACCCGAUACCUCCAGACACAGAGCAGCGUGUACAAGGUCAGCCGCCUGGAGACCACCAUCUCCACUGUGGUGGGAGCCCAUGAAGAGGAGCCCGAGGAAGGCCCCAAGGCCACACCCUCAUCCUUGGAUCUCACCUCCAACGGCUCCUCUCGCAGCAACUCCAAGACCAUGACAGAAAGCUCCAGCUUCUACUCUAACAUGCUGGCCUAGGCAUAUUCAAGGCAUGGCCUCUAGCCCAUCUUGUGUUGCUUAUUCAUGGAAGCCUCUGAUUUGGACUUUGUUGGAAAUACCCUAGCACUGGGGCCUUUGGAGAAGGGUCACAAUGGUUUAAGGAAAACGUUUCAUGCUGUAUGCAAUCUGGAUUCCUUCCUGUCUUUGUCAACCAUCCUCCAUGCUGGUGACCCAAGGCAGACUAGUAAACUUCUAUAAAGUGAGAAGGCUAUCCUUGCUUUCCCCUGCAGCCAUCCCACGAUUCCUGAAAUGACUUCAUCUGCAUGCAAGGUGCUUAUCUGGGGAGGAAUUCUGCAAGGCACCUGACCUAUUUGUCUGGAGCGUCUGUCUUUCUUCAGCGAAGUCAGUCUCAGCCAUGCGUGGACUAGCUCACACCACUCCAGCCUUCCACAGGACAGUGUGAGCGAAAGAAGGUGCCACCUAAACUGUAAUGAAAGCUGUACCCCAACCUAAGCACACAUGAAGAGAGGACACCUGCCAUUGUGACACGCCGAUGUUUCAGUCCAUUCAAACAUCACGGGCUUGACAAUACUGGAUUCUUCUGCAUUGUGUCCGCAGUGCAACCAACACGGACUGAAUACGUCUACACAGGCCAGCUGAUGUUCUAACCAAGAGUCAGGAGAUCCCUGCCAGGCUAUCUGAGCUUCUUUUCCUUCUUUGCAAAACAUCAGAACUGAACCAAAUACUCUUAAGUGUUCCUUUGAAUCUCAGUGUUCCCUGGUUUAAUGGUGUAUAUAGUUCAUUUUCCGUCUCCCUCUCCCUCUCCCUCUCCCUCUCCCUCUCCCUCUCCCUCUCCCUCUCCCUCUCCCUCUCCCUCUCUCUCUCUCUCUCUCUCUCUCUCUCUCUCUCUCUCUCUCUCUCUCUCUCACACACACACACACACACACACACUUAAAAAAAAGCAAUGGCAGCCUCAAAAAUACCAGGGGUGUCAAUACUUAGAGAUGGGUGUGUAUAAAUAUCCCCCCAUUGAUCCAAAAUCCCUGCUUCAAAAAUUCCUUCUCCAGGAAGUUUCUCCUCUUUGACAGAGCAGAGAACUUCACAGGAAAACUUGAUGUCUCCAGCAGGCUGCAUCCCGGCUCUGAGAGCAGCACUGAGGAGGACAAGUGUGUGGACUUCCUGCUCUGGCUGUUCGCGUCUUUGUGCAUGUUCUUCACUUUUUGCUACACACAGUGGAGAGUAGGGAGGCUGUCCUCCUGGAAAGAGGAGCCUUGUGUCUUCUCUUCAGACUCUGAACCUUGCCCUCCUGCUCCGCUUUGCCGAUCUCCGUCUAUAAGAAGUUAAAGGAUCCACCAAUCCGAAAGGACAUUUAGUCUAACAAGAGCCAAGAACUGAAACUUUGCAUCCUGAGAUGGCUUCAGGACCCCUGGCAGGUGAGAAUGCUGUUCCUUUCCGUCUCAGAUGUGACUGGAAGCGAAAGCUUCAUGUGACAUCCGUGAACAUCCUCAUGGUUCAGAUAAUUGGAUGCACAAAAGCUCUAUUCAUCGUGUCAGAAAAAACAAGGCCACCCACCACCAGGAUUUAUAACUUCUGCCAGCCUUGUUGAAUCAAACAUUUUGAGGACAUCGGCAUACCUGGAGAAGGCAAGAUUUAUACAGAAGUAAUAUAAACCAG
Messenger RNA from Rattus norvegicus (Norway rat), 3418 nucleotides. RefSeq names its product tachykinin receptor 1 (gene Tacr1). The transcript has 5 exons. NCBI's taxonomy places the organism in Eukaryota, Metazoa, Chordata, Mammalia, Rodentia, Muridae. The coding region runs from base 560 to 1783 and encodes 407 amino acids. Gene Ontology annotation, biological process: adenylate cyclase-activating G protein-coupled receptor signaling pathway; associative learning; positive regulation of uterine smooth muscle contraction. Gene Ontology annotation, molecular function: substance P receptor activity; tachykinin receptor activity; G protein-coupled receptor activity. Gene Ontology annotation, cellular component: sperm flagellum; early endosome; sperm head. The record is from RefSeq and is marked provisional.